Messenger RNA from Emiliania huxleyi CCMP1516, 1263 nucleotides. RefSeq lists its product as hypothetical. The record is from RefSeq and is a predicted model, not a curated record. The transcript is spliced from 7 exons. Gene Ontology annotation, biological process: retrograde transport, endosome to Golgi. The coding region runs from base 1 to 951 and encodes 316 amino acids. Gene Ontology annotation, cellular component: Golgi membrane; Ric1-Rgp1 guanyl-nucleotide exchange factor complex. Lineage: Eukaryota; Haptophyta; Isochrysidales; Noelaerhabdaceae.
AUGGCCCUCUUUGACGUGCUCGCCGCCGCGCCCGACGCGUGGGCCUACGCCGCGGGCGGCACGGUCCGGUGCCGCCUCACCCUCAUUUGCAGCGCCUCCUCCGCCGAGCGGUGGGACGCGCCCGGGCGGCGGUGCUUCUUCUCGUCGCCGCCGCACGUCGUGCUCGCCGGCCACGCCGUGGAGCCCGGCGCGCGGCUCGCCUUCGACGUGGUCGGGACGCUGCCCGACGGCCUGCCGCCGAGCCACCACGGCGACCUGGCCCGCAUCGAGUAUGUGGCCGUGCUCACCGUGCGGAUGAUGCGCCCGCCGUCGGAGCCGUCCUCCGGCUGGCGGCGCGGCCCGAUCUGCAGGCUCGCCGCGGCCAACGAGGGCCUCUUCCAGGUCCGGCUCGAGGGGGCGCCUCUCGCGACGGUCGCGUUUGUCGGCCGCGCCUGCUCGCGCGCCCCCGGAGAGGUGGUGCGCGGCUGCGUCCGCUUCGAGGCCGGAGGGUCGGCGGAGGAGGGGGCGGCGGCGGCGCUGCAGUGCUCUCUGCUGACCAUCUCGCUCGACCUCGAGGAGGAGGUGGAGUGCGACGAGCAGCUGUGCGACGAGCUGGGGUGGGACCUCGCCCUCACACGCACAGAGGCGGGCGGCACCGGCGCGCGCUCGAGUCGCACGGUAGAGUCUGUCGAGGUUGCGGCCGCAGCUGUGCGCGAGGCGAGCUUCGAGCUCCUGCUGCCGAGCCACCUCCCGCCGAGCUGCGAGGCGCCCGCGCUGACGCUGCGCUGGAAGCUGCGCUUCAUCUUCACGCUGAGGCCUCGCCCCGAGACUGAGGCCGCGCAGACCCUCGACUGGGUGCUGCCGAUGACGGUCCGGCCGGCGCCGCGGCGCAGCUUGGCUCGGGCGGCCGCAGUGGCCACGCCGCCGCCCGCCACCUUGCCUCUCUGGCUCGAGGCGGACGCCCCGGGCUGACGUGGCGCUCGCAUCACCUCUACUUUGAGCACCAGAGUGUCGUGGCGGCGACGAAAAUCGCACCGGUAAAGGCGCGCGCCAGUGCUAGUCACCCCAGGGCAGAAUGCCGAUUGUGCUUUAAGUGGGGCCCGGAGGGGGGAGGGCCGCUGGCACAGUGCAGCUCUCACCGCUCGCCUCGGCUCGUCUCACACACUCGAUAAUAUUGCUCGAUCGUCGAUGCCGUGGCUGUUGCGGCUCGCGGGGGCGGUCCUGGCGCUGGCGGUCGCCCUUCCGGUUCCGCGUUUGUUCACAAAAUAGAGUAAAUACGAGACU